This is a messenger RNA of Cornus florida, 593 nucleotides long. RefSeq names its product putative lipid-binding protein At4g00165. The transcript has a single exon. Lineage: Eukaryota; Viridiplantae; Streptophyta; Magnoliopsida; Cornales; Cornaceae. The record is from RefSeq and is a predicted model, not a curated record. Bases 34 to 432 code for a protein of 132 amino acids.
CUUUGUUGCGUGAAAAAAAAAAAAAAAAAAAAAAUGGCUGGCCCUAAGCUACUUGCUCUUCUCAUUUCACUUAACAUCAUCUUUUUCGCUUGCUGCGUCUCGUGCCAUAAUGUCCCCUGCCCUCCUCCAAGCACCACCACUCCCUCGGCACCCUCCGUCCCUAAAACGCCAGCCAAGUGCCCGAAAGACACCCUUAAGUUUGGUGUUUGUGGUGAAUGGCUGGGGCUUGUUAAAGAGAUUAUUGGGGCUAAACCUAGCAAACAGUGCUGUGCCCUAAUUAAAGGUCUAGCUGAUCUUGAAGCUGCAUUGUGUUUGUGUACUGCUAUUAAAGCCAAUGUGUUGGGUGUCAUCAAGCUCAAGAUACCCAUUGCCCUCAGUUUGCUUGUUAAUGGAUGUGGAAAGAAGGUGCCAGAGGGCUUUGUAUGUGAAUGAAAUUUGUGCAUCUAUCCAUGUAUGAUGUGGUUGUGUGUGUUCUGUGGUGGUGUUUAUGUCAUUAAUUUGUAUUGGUGUCUCAUGUACCUAUUGAUGUUUGUUCAUCAAAUAAAUAAAGCAAUAUUAAUGUCUAGGAGCAGAUUUUACUUCUUUAAUUGAAA